GAGUAAUUGGUCUUGGCAAAGCAGGACAGUUCCUGACUCGGUGACAUGUCUCUCACGGUUUUGCAAGCGAUCGUACUUAUUACUCUGUGUGUUUUGAACACUUUUGCUGACCGCACAGAAAUUGUUGAUGAUUCUAUGGUAAGAGAUGGACUAAAUCAAGAUGAUUUGAGAGAUCAGCGACUACUGGACGAGAUCCGCGAAAAUCCUUUUCGCCGCUUCAUACAUGUCAUAAGGUCGAAAACGAUGGCGAUGUGCGAUUCCCCAACAAGCGAAAAGGCUUAUAAUUUCAAACAUCUGCAUAACGUAGACUGCCGACCUUUCCCCACCUUAGUACCAGUCGAGCCGGCUUCAGCGCAAGUAGAUGACACCGUUUUGCCAAGCUUUAUAAGCCUUCAUCGCUGCGGUGGCGAUUGUUACCGCCAUGAAUCCAUUUAUCGAUGCACUACAAUUAAAAGCGAAACAGUGAAUGUCAAUGUGCACAUUCAAAGGGGUAGUAAUAUACGGCACUGUAUCGUUCCUAUGACGAACGAUACAUGGUGUGGAUGUAGUUGUGUGCACAAUGCCAACGAAUGCAAUCCUGAGACGCAUGAAUGGAGGGAGAGCGAAUGCUUGUGUGUUUGCAAGGAGGAACUAUGGGAGUGGUGUUUGUUGAAAGGAAUAAGUUAUAAAUGGAAUGAUAAGACCUGCACAUGUGAGACCAAAAAGAGAAAGCGCUCAGGUUAAUUUACUCUAUUAUUGUAAGAAACAACGAUAAAAAACGAAUGAUUAUAAAAAAAACACUCCCUUGUGAAUUUACUAUUGCAAACGUAUUCACAGUAAACUCAACACAAAAACAAUACUGAUAUGUCUAUCAUUGAAUUAGACAGUGUAUUAGAUAGUUGCAAAUUGAUUUACACAAAAUAACGUCUCUAUCGCUCUGUACGCACAAGUGUCUCACAAAUUUGUUCGCUGUCAAACACGUACACUCACUCAAUUUUAACCGUUUUGGCGUAUUAAAAGGGCCGUAGCCAAAGUUGCAGUCGCAUACUGUCCCAAAUUUAUUCAGUCCCUAAUUGGGAAUAUACUCAGGAACAUAGUGGUGACUUUGACUUUCGGGAAAGUCAAUGCUUUGAAUAAAAGUUGUGCAAUUCUAGCCUCCCCCACAGGCGUCUCCUUCCUUUCCAAUCUUUUUCUGUUUACCCUUGGGCUUCCUGUCUUCCUCAAUAUGACCAAUAUGUUAACAAGCGGAAAAUAUAAAAGAGGAGACCUUCAUUUCUUGGCGGUCACAAUGUCCCUCUCGGUCAAGAGAACUGUUUCUUGCGGAGGAUGCUAGUGUUUUUCAAACCCAAGGCCGAAAGGGAAUAUGGGUCACUGCAUAAUUAGAUGUGCAGCGUGCAUCAGUGUCUUUUAAGAAAUUCAAAUUUCUUGUGUUU
This is a messenger RNA of Exaiptasia diaphana, 1412 nucleotides long. RefSeq lists its product as uncharacterized. NCBI's taxonomy places the organism in Eukaryota, Metazoa, Cnidaria, Anthozoa, Actiniaria, Aiptasiidae. Bases 46 to 723 code for a protein of 225 amino acids. The record is from RefSeq and is a predicted model, not a curated record. The transcript has 4 exons.